UUUGUAACAGUGAAUCGGCGAAAUAAGCCCUACAAUUGGCCUUUUUGAGAUUGACAAAAGUUUUCCUCUAUAGCAGUGACAUGCUUGGUUAAAAAAGAGGAAAUACAGCUUUAUGUGAUCGUGCAUAGAUCACAACUUAAAGUUAUGUUGGGAUUCAAGCCACAGAAACAAAUCGUUUACAAUCGUCUUUUACCGUACAAGGAUAAGCUUGACGAAGAGUCUAAUAAGUUCCUAUCAGAAAUUAAAUACAGUCUUGGACGAGCUGUGGUUUUUAAAGAGACCAGCCCUGGAAUUCUAUACUGGAGCAAUAGACUGACAAAUUACAUAAAGCUAUAUGGAAGGAAGUUUUCAAAAGAAGAUCAUCUCCAUUUUAUACACAUCUUUUUUGAGUUGGUAACAGCUCCUAAUCUUGAUCCACAAUAUGUGAUUGCAUUUGGCCAUGUGUUGAUCCUUCUGCUCAAGAAGAGGGGAUUAAUAUCCAGAGAUGACCUUGUUUUGCCAUGGAGACCUCUUCGUGAUCUUGUGGAUUUCACAUUUUAUUCCAAAUUUGAAGUGCAUGGACUGAAGAAACAUCCUUUGAAGCUUGAAGAGACAGUGAAACAUAUUGUGUAUAUGUCCAGAGUGUACUUUUCAGAAGACUCCACACAGGAAAUGCUGGAUGAGUGGCGUCCUUUGCUCUGUCCUUUUGAUGUCAAGUUUGCCAAAGCAAUGUUCUACUUUUCCUUAUUCUUACCCACUACCCUCCCUCCAGAAAAAUAUGACAAGGGUUACAAGUUAUGGUUUGAGGAGCUUUUGGGAAUUUGGCAAGCUUGUACAGGUGGCUCAAGAUGGGAAGAGGACUGCUUGAAGUUGUUUGCCAGGCUUGCAAAAGACAAUGUGGGAUUUAUAGAUUGGAGUCCAUACCUUGCCACUGUGUUUACACGGAUAUUGAGAAAUUUUCAUCUUCCUGUGGGUGGAAAUUCUCCAGCUAGCAGCCUCAAAGAUUAUUCAAGCAUUAUAAGUUCAUUUGUAGUGUGGAUCAUCAAUUCUAUGGGCAGCUCCAGUACAACUCAAGACCAUCUCUGUAAACUGUUCAAAGCACUUGAAUCAUUUUAUCAUCCUUCCAACAGUGGACGCUACUCGGGGAAGCUUCAGAGAUUUCUCUACAACUUGCCUAAAGAAAUGAUUAAAAGGCUUCACAGAGAGAGAUUUCCAAAGAACACUUGGGUGACUCCCAUACCACAAGAGGCCAAGUUGACAGAUGCAGAACUCACUGCAUUUGUUGAAUGCCUUAAACCUGCUGUCAUGUUGGCUGUGUUUCACAAGAGUGGAAGCUUUGAUGCGGCUGGAGCACUGCAAAACUUGGCAUUAAUCAAACCUGAUAUUGUUCUUCCAACUUUACUGGAUAAGUUGUAUGUUGCCCUUGCCACCCUUACUGAGCCCCAUCAGUUGACAGCAACUUUAAACUGUGUCACGUCUGUAGCCAGGGCACUUGUCAGGCCUGAUGAGUCUUAUCCUGCAGGUCGACAUCAUGUUCUACCAUUACUACAGCUUGUUUUACCAGGGAUUGAUCCAAAUGACUUCAGAAAGGCUCUAGGAACAUUUAUGUUUAUAUCUACUGUUGUCUGUCUCGUUCCUGUGGUUGAUUGUUCAGAAGCUGUGGGAAUUGUAGAAAUGACGGAGGAUGAGAAGGAGUUGUGCCUUGCCACGGCUCAGUUUGAAGACUUUGUAUUACAGUUCAUGGAUAGAUGUUUUUCGAUGAUCGAUAACUCGUCAUUUGAGGCCACAUCCGAACUGGACAGCACAACGAUGAAAGCAGAUCAGCGGCAUUCGCUGGAGGGCAUGAUGGGAAUGGGUGUAGCGUCGACGUUUCAUGCCAUUCUCAUGCAGAGCUCCCCCAAGAUUUUUCAGAGUGCCUUGGAGAAGUUGUUUGCCUUCUGUGGAAACAAAGUACUUGAAACGAAAGUAGCUGGAAAGAUGGCCUCAGACAUGUGCCGUGCGGCUGCCAGGACAAAUUCCAACGCUACUCUAAAGAUGUUUGUGCCUCACUGUUGUUCCAUUAUAGAACACUUGACCUCAGUGGAAGGCGUGGCAGACGAAGAAGAAGUUGAUGAUCAGCUUUUGUGGAAUCUUCAACUUUUAUCCGAGGUCGUUCGCUCCAGCGGAGCUUUGGAGUACAAAGACAAACUCAUUACUGCUAUAAAGGGUACGAUUCAUCUGAAGUGCAAAGAAGCAGCCACUUUAGGAGCCACACUUCUGGAGCAUCUCUUGCGGCCACUGGCUAAGAUUUACCCCAUGGAGUGGAGAAGCAUAUUGGUUGAUUUUGGCACACCACCGUCAGAACAUCUCUUUAUUAGGGACUGGGGAAAGCCUGGGGAUCUUUUCAACUUGAAUAUCCAGUGGCACAUACCCACGAAAGAGGAAAAGCUUUUGGCAAAGGAGCUGUUGGACACUUUUCUACAGCCUGAGCUGACAAGACUGGAAAACUUCCUGGAUGGAUCGGUAACACUCUCGAGGGAGGAGCUUCAACAGUGUUUGAAUAUAAUCUUUGGCUGUCUGUCUGGUGCGGCCAUUCUUCUACCUGAUUGGCAGAGACCUCCACUUGAGAACAUAGGUCUGAAGACUCUCGUAAGUCGUGGACGAUUUCAGAAUACUGUCUCUAUGGAUCCAGAUGUGUCCAUGGGAGAAGACAAUUCACGAGCAAGGAUAGCGGAGUUGAUCCACAAACUGUUAGCUCAUCUUCUUUGCCACCACGAGGAUCACACCAAGGCGCUUUUGAUUAUUGUCAAGAUCUACGAUCUUCUAAUGCUACAUGUGGGAGGCCAAAGGGAAGAGUUUGAUAGCAGAUGGCGAAGUGCGAGUGCCGUUAAAAAAGCCAUGGAAGACAAGCUUGCAGGGAAAAAGAAACACGUCAGACCACUGCUUAUUGAACGAGUUCAGUUACAACACGAGAGGCGCAUCUUAGACCGGAUUUCAACGCAGUUAACAACACUACAUAAAGUUUUAUUGGACGAUUUGUUUAAACUUGCAACAACAGUGUACACAGAGGUUCGUAUCAAAGCUCAAAGAGUCUUGUCUUCUUGUAUCGAUGUGUUUGAUAACUUCGCCCGCACUUUGGUUCCACCAACACUCUCCAAGCUUCAGAACAAUCCAGAUGUCUCUCAUGAAGAAUUCAAGGGUGCGCUCUAUGUGUUGCUGAAUAACCGCAUGUUGUUCCUGAUAGUGCACUAUUGGGAGGUCAUGGUGGACGUCUGGCCAGUUAUUAUUCAGGCUGACCAUUCUGAGAAACCUUCAAUUAUAACUCUGAUUACAAUGCUGGCAGAGAAAAUGGUGAAGAAAUACGACACAGUGGCUAUCAGUAGAAUGGUGACCGAUGCUGCAGUUGAGCAAGCUAAGCGACUUUUAAACUCCACUGGACCGACCCCUCAAAGUCAUCUGAAGGCUCUCCCAAGUCCGACAGAGACAGCCCUACCAACCGAAUUAGAACUGAAAGAGAGCGAAGAGGCCUGGAACACAACGCGAGAGAGUAAUUUAAGGAAUUAUCAAAAACUCGUUAGUAUACUUGUUGAUAUGCUGGAGGGCGAGAAUUUACGCUGGCGUUAUCUUCAGAUUUGUUUCAGUUUCCUCUUAAUGCUAAUCCGUUAUGAUGUUCCUCUGCCAGCAAACGCAGUGAACCUGUGCGUGAAGUUCCUCAAUCAUGAUGCAUUAGUAAUUAGAAAGCUCGCAAUAGACGCCGUUGGAGCAGUCCUUAAACAGCAGAAAAGACCGCACGCUAAAAUAGUGGUCAAUCCUUACACUGUUGCUGGAUUACCCGAGCCAACGACAACAGUUAUUCAGCCAGGCGAUCGGGAAGAUAACAAGUGGCUGCAGUACUCGUCUGCUGUUGUCCCGAAAACAAAAAGUGAAUGGGAAAGCUUUGUUUUCAUAGACAAAACACACUGGGGUUACUAUACUUGGCCAAAAAAACUGUUGACUUACCCGUCUGCAGAAAAGCAACCUCUUCUGGGGAGAACGCGAGAUCAACUUUCAGAGGAGGAACGGCAUAUAUACGACUCAUUUAGUCAAGAAGAAUUUACGUCGAAAUUUAUUAAUUUUCUGUCUUUAGAAGAUAGAAAAGGAAAAGAUAAAUUCAACCUUCAUCGUUUUAUGUUAUUUAAGGGUCUCUUCAGAAACUUUGACGAUGCAUUUUUAGAUUUAAUAAAGCCUCACCUUGAACGACUUUGUAUAGACUCGCAGGAGAGUAGCCAACGUUGUGCUGUGGAGAUCAUCGCCGCUGUCAUACGAGGAUGCAGACACUGGAAAUUUGAAACGUUGGAGAGCCUGUGGGACUUUUUAAUUCCUCUUCUGAGAAAAGCCUUAUCUGCCGUAAACGUCGAGACCCUAGAGGACUGGGGCACUUGUAUGGCAACUGCUGUGGAGAAUCAGGAUCCGCGCCGAAUUCAUCGCUUUUUAGAAAUGUUACUUGAAGACCCUUUGGAUGAUCAACGUGGUUCCUUCUCUGAUUCAAGUCGUUUGUACUUUAUCCAAGGAGCGCUGUUUCAGCAGGAGUGGCGUGUUCCUGAUUUAUUGCACCGCCUGAUGGGUGUAUUAGAGCGUCAUCUAAACCAUCCGUACAAAAACGUGCGUGAUCGACUGGGAAGUGUUCUGUGCAGUGCUUUGAUGUACGACCUCAAGUUACGUAGCACCGCACCUACCCGCUCUCCAAACAGGAAGCAAUUUGUGAGCAAGAUACUUCCGCAACUGACGGGACUACAAGAAUUAGCGCGCGAGAAGGAAAUCAUAAGCAGAAGUGAUGUCAGUGUGACAAAUUCGGAGGAGACUGGAAGAGAGAAAGUAAAAGAUGGGUCACGUGAAAGUGAUGAGAGAAAGGAAGCCAUCAAACGACUAAAGACAAUGACAAACUGGCUUUUAUCACACGCUGUUCGCUCAUUAAACAGUUGCCCUGAGGAAUUCUUCGAUCUUCUUCCUGUGAUCAUUCUUUUUGACUCUCAAGAAGACGACCCCGAACUUCAACUCUAUUGUCACAGGACCAUUUCCUACUUAUCUCAAAUGGAGCUUCCAUUUAGUUUGAUUCCUGUGGCGUUACAGACAGUCAAACAGAUCGCUAGCAAUAACUUGUGGCACCCCAGGCGAAGCAUUUUGGAAUAUCUACAAGUGAUGAUUUUCGCCAACCUCUUUGCUAUCGCUAGUAACGCGAAGUUCGUUUCAGAUGUUAAGGAGCUGGUACUUAGUCUCCUAGCGGAUGAGCAACUAGAAGUUCGUGAGACGGCAGCAGCAACUUUCAGCGGUCUCGUUCAUUAUGGCUUCUUUGAACUUAACGACGAACUCCAGAAACAAUUUACUAACAUGGCGAACACUAAGCUGAAGAAAAGGAAGAAAGGUGUGGUUGGUGCAAACGGACUCAAUUAUGACGCAGCCCUGAUCCAUCGUCACGCUGGGGUGUUGGGGCUAGCUAGUUGUGUCCAGGCCUUCCCGUACGAUGUACCGUCCUGGAUGCCGCAAAUCCUGUUGGACCUGGGUGAUCAUCUACAUGACCCACAUCCGAUACAGGCCACUGUCAAAAAAGUCAUGUCGGACUUCCGUCGCACCCAUCACGACAACUGGCAAGAACAUAAACAGAAAUUCACUGAAGAUCAGCUGCUGGUGUUGACAGAUCUACUGGUGUCCCCGUGUUAUUACGCAUAAACAUCGAGGAACAAUUUCUCCUUCAGACCUCUGAUUUAUUCCACUCUUAACCAUCCAACGCUUAUCUUUUAGCGCCGCCUUGACUAUUACUGUUAACUAUUUUUGAGAUUAAUCCGACGUAAUCACAUGUUACUUACGUGGUCCUGUAGAAUGGAUCAUAUUUGUGCCCAACGCAGCAUCUCGUCGCGGAGAAAGAAGCUGCGUGACUUGUCACGCUAGUC
Pocillopora damicornis (cauliflower coral) is the source of this 5885-nucleotide messenger RNA. RefSeq names its product proteasome activator complex subunit 4. Gene Ontology annotation, molecular function: peptidase activator activity; proteasome binding. The record is from RefSeq and is a predicted model, not a curated record. Gene Ontology annotation, biological process: proteasomal ubiquitin-independent protein catabolic process. Gene Ontology annotation, cellular component: nucleus; cytosol. NCBI's taxonomy places the organism in Eukaryota, Metazoa, Cnidaria, Anthozoa, Scleractinia, Pocilloporidae.